CCCUGCCUCUCCCCAUCCUCAAUCAGCCCCGACAGCGGCGCCAUGAAAUUCGCAGCUCCUCUGAGCGCGCUGCUCAUCAACCUCUCAAUAUGGACGUUCUGUCUUGCCGCAGAGGACAGAUCUCCUGAGCGGGUAUGCUAUGACGCGUGUUUCGCGUGCCUAAAGCCCGUGCAUUUCGACGACGUGCUCCGGAACCAAACGGGUUUUACGAGGACCUGCUACAGCCCCAGAGCGAUAUUAUCGCUGUAUUUGUGUCUUGAUGUGUAUUGCACGCCGGGGGCGGUAGAGGUAGGGCUGGGAUCGUAUAAUGAGACUUGUCGGGAGAAGGCGCAUGUUGUCUUACCGCCGUUUGAGGUGAUUUCGAAUUAUACAGCUGAGGAUGUUGGCAGGGUGAGGAGGUUUGAGCGGAAUGAGACAGAUGAGGGGGUUUUGUUUAGGGAGGUUGUUGUUCCUUCGGAGCAUUGGUUUGGGAUCUGGUGGGAUACUUUGGUAGGUAAUCUGAGAGUGAAGGUUGAACGGGACUGAUGGUGAUGCAGGAUUCUGUGGCGUAUACUUACACUUACCAUGAUGUAUACGGGCGCGCCAUGAUCACCUUCUGGAUCGUCGUCAUAGCUAUCGGCGUCUUUAACCAUGCCAUCCUUUAUAUCGCCAAUCUGCAAAUGGUUCGCAGCUAUUCUCCAAAGUCCGGCGGCCGACUCUGGAACUUUUAUAAUUGGGCACUCAACCGAAUCACAGUCCCGGCUUUUCUCGGAGACCGAUGCGCGCAGAAAGUCGGCUGGGGAACUGUCCCCCCUCAAAUACAGUCCUGGACUCUGUUCGCUUUCCUCUUUCUCAACAUUGCGUUGAGCAUCCUUGGAUACAAAAUCGUGCCGGUCAAUAUGUACUUUCCAUCGACGGCGAAACAGUUGCUUCGUUAUGUCUCGGACCGCACGGGCAUCAUAUCGUGGGCCAACUUUCCAGUGAUUUGGCUCUUUGGAAUGAGGAAUAACCUCCUCAUGUGGCUGACUGGUUGGGACUUUGGAACGUAUAACAACUUUCACCGCUGGGUUGCGCGAAUCGCAACUCUUCAGGCGAUUGUCCACUCCAUCGGGUAUACCUGGUUAAUUGUCUUGGAGGGCGGCUGGGAGUAUUAUCUAUUCUGGUGGAACUACAUGUUCUGGUGGGUUGGCGAAGUGGCAACCAUCGUCAUGUCUCUUCUCGUCGGAGCAUCCUUUUACUGGAUCCGACGUCAGCAGUACGAACUAUUCUUGGUCGUACACAUCAUCAUGUCAAUCAUCCUCCUCAUCACAAUGCUUGCCCACGUCUCCAUCUUCCAAGGCGAAUACGACGUGUUCUUCUGGGUCCCCUGCUUCAUCUGGGUCGGCGACCGCGUCAUCCGGGCUCUUCGAAUAGCGGCAUUCAACCCAAAGCUCUGGGAUACCUGGGCCACUUCUAUUUACCAUCCGUCCUCCAACAUUGUUAGACUUGUCGUUCCGUGGUCAAGCAGUCUGUACAAACCAGCUCCCGGAACAUUCUACUACAUUCAUGUUCUCAACGGACCUCGAUGCUGGGAAAGUCACCCCUUUACCGUGGCAAUGGUAAAAGAUGAAGGGCAACGUGGUUUGAAGCUCCUUGGCGAGCAAGCUCCUCUACUCGACGGCACUGUCGCCGAACAAAGCUCGGAUCCCGUUGACUCACAAGAUAUACUCAGUGACUCUCGAACAAUGACAUUCUUGAUCCGUCCCUACGAUGGCUUCACCUCCAGACUCCGCGACACCGCAUCAGCAGUCUGGCCUAAAAACGUCCCUCAACGCGUCCUCAUCGACGGUCCCUACGGGCAUACCCGUCCCCUCCAUCUUUUCGACAAUGUAACCUUCAUCGUCGGCGGAAGCGGCAUCGUCGUUCCCCUCUCAUAUCUCCAACUCCUCACCGGCCCAACAGCCCCUCGAUCCGUGAAAAUCAACUGGGCCGUUCGCGAACCCGCCUUCGCACUCGACGUCCUCCAAACUGACAUCGCUGAUGCAUUGGGGAGCACGAAUCUCAGCGUUGAGAUACAUCUUACGACACAUACGCCUCAAGAUGAACUAAGCGAGUGGCCGUCACAAGUUACGUUGCGGAAAGGAAGGAUAGAUGCUUCGGAUGUGGUGAGGAGGAGGAGUGAAGAGGUGAUGGGCGAGAGCCUUGCAAUUGUUGCGUGUGGACCAGCGCAGAUGGCGGAUGAUGCGAGAAAGACGGUUGCUGAUUUGUUACGAAAUGGAGUUAUGAGGGUAGAGUAUUUUGAGGAGAGCUUUCAGUGGUGAUAGAAUACCAGAAUUUUGGCGUUAGACUUAGAUAUGUUCAUGAUACUCAUUAUGCUACUCGUCGUUAACAAAUCGUGA
This is a messenger RNA of Fusarium verticillioides 7600, 2357 nucleotides long. RefSeq lists its product as hypothetical. The transcript has 6 exons. Gene Ontology annotation, molecular function: ferric-chelate reductase activity. Gene Ontology annotation, biological process: copper ion import; intracellular iron ion homeostasis; iron ion transport. Gene Ontology annotation, cellular component: plasma membrane. The coding region runs from base 525 to 2279 and encodes 584 amino acids. Lineage: Eukaryota; Fungi; Ascomycota; Sordariomycetes; Hypocreales; Nectriaceae. The record is from RefSeq and is a predicted model, not a curated record.